AUGGCAAUUCUCGAAGGUCUACCUGGCAUUCAAGUUACGAUCGAGUCGGAUGGCAAAACCUUAGAUGAGUAUCCCGACGACGAAGAUUUCAAAUUCCGAGAGUACACUGCCCCAGAGAAGGCCAUGUCAACCGUCUUUGUACCUUGCGUCUCCGACGCGGCUUUCUCGAUCAGACUUCGUACCACACAGGAAUACGUACCCUCCCUGCCACCUAAUGGUCCUCAUCACGAUGGGCUUUUGUUUCAGUAUAUGUGAAUGGGGAGGGUAUCCGCAGUAAUUCCACUCCAUCAGCCCGUCCUGGUAAUUGGUCUUUUGCAGUCACAGAAGCUUCUCGCUCAGUUGUCAAAAAUACAGUGCUUCGCCAGUCCUUGUCGUUCUCGACUAUCCAGAAGAGUAUGGUUAUCAUGCCCACUCCCCUUGUCCGAUUUUGUACAUGCUCUAACAUAUAUCAGUCGAUGAUGCCAAUGCGGAUCAAAUUGCAUCAGAUAUCAAGAUAACCAACCAGGGAUUGGGCGAAAUCGUUGUUGUGGUUCGGAGAAUCGUCUACAAAGACCAUGUAUUGAAAGUUGCGAGACGUGAUGAGAAGGCAUUCGAAAACGUCUCCCAAGUUUCAGAGAAAGCACUCAAGGGCAAGGCAAUUUCUCACGGCGUCAAGUAAGUGGUUUAAGCAACUCCAGCAAUCUUGCUAAUUUUCUUGUCAGAUUUGGCAAAGGCACCACGGUCCAUCUGCCACGUCUGCGAUCAGGGAAAUCAAGUGAUUAUGUGGAUAGUCGUAGUUCUGCAAUGGCCAUGUUCCGCUUCAAAUAUCGAUCGAGAGGUAGGCUUCUGAACAGAACUUCUACAGUAUAACAAAGGUUGAUAAUUCCACAGAAGCUUUGCAACAAGAAAUGAUUAUCCCCCGAAUUCCUUCCCCAGGACUUGUUUUGGAAGCACUGGGCCAGUCUCAAACGCCGAACGAGUAGCUCGCUUGAAGGUAAGUCAAUCCACUUAUUCUUCGGCUUCUCUGUUAAUUUUCUUCAGCGAGAAAUAGAUCUGAUCAAGGCGGAAGAAGAAAAGGAGAACCGACGACGUGGUCUAAAGCGCCAGUUUAAAGACGACGAUGAUCUCCAGAUCAGCAGAGCAGGCAAAAGUAGGAGCCGAGCAACAGGUGCAAAGGUUGAGAUGAUUGACCUGACGGAUGACUGAGUGCGAGUUCCGCGUUUCUUUUCCCAGCGCCCGUUGAGAUGUUGUUCCGAUUUGCCCUUCUGCGAUACAUUUUGAGAGCCGUGAUGGUGGUUCAGAGCUACCUAUUUCCAUGGCUUUGUUGUUGUUGUUACUUUUUUUUCUCAGCAAUGAUUCUGGCUUGGGUCUUCCCCAAAUUUUAUCGCUGUACUGCACAUAGUUGCUUCUACAUUACGAGACUAAGGCUGUGGCGUUAUGGACGAAAAGGGGUUAUGAUACCCUCUGUGUGCUUGCUUAGCAAUGAUAAC
This is a messenger RNA of Hymenoscyphus albidus, 1469 nucleotides long. NCBI's taxonomy places the organism in Eukaryota, Fungi, Ascomycota, Leotiomycetes, Helotiales, Helotiaceae. The record is from the annotation of a GenBank genome assembly.